AGCGGCUGAAUGAAGUAGACGGGAGGAAGUGGCUGUUAAUGCAGCUCCACACCUUUCCGGGGUAGCAGCACUGCGACCAGCUCCACUCAAAGGAGAAAGACGAGAGCAGGGUGUAUUUAUCAACACAGGAGGGGUAGAUAGGAGGGGGACAGGAGUUUCGCGAGUGGAUACGUGUGUUGUUGAGUCACCGAGGGCUUUUUUUCGAAGUCUUCCCAUCCACGGUGAAGUCACCCGGCGCGACGCUUGAUGGAGUAGCCGCAGAAAGCUGCUUUUCUCUGGUAGCGGUGAAGAGAACAAGGGCGCACCCGGUGAGGAGCACCGCCACACACAAACCACCAGAAGGAAUUCACAAGUACCGCGGCUUUUUUAGGGGGCCUUAAAUACACGCCGUGUCUGCUCUCUGCAGUUCCCAAUCGCCACGGCCCUCAUUUGUCACACCGCUUUCUGCUGAUUUGGGCAAUACAAUGAACGUCCUGCAACAGCUGCUGCCAAGUUCUUAGUGUGACCGUGCCAUGUUGUGUGCAGGCCCUGACAACAGUGUGCUACUCUGAACAUAAAUGUCCCUGCACUUAACAGGAUCCUGACAGACUUUCAAGUCCCAAAGAAGUACUGUUUGUUAUAUCUUAACAUGUGCGUGCAUUUUUGACUUUUUUCCCCCUCAGAUAUGCUCUUCACCGAGUCAUGUUUUCACCAGUAAGCCCAUAAUAAAGCUGAAGCUGUAUUGUAAGUGAGUAAUCAUCAGCAACGGUAUCAGAAACUUUUUUUUCUCGUUAGGAGCAAAGUAUUUAUGCACAAGAGUUCAAAAUGGGGAAAAUGCUCUCAAAAAUUUUUGGCAACAAGGAGAUGAGAAUAUUGAUGCUUGGACUUGAUGCUGCUGGAAAGACAACAAUCCUUUACAAACUGAAACUCGGACAGUCUGUGACCACAAUCCCCACAGUCGGCUUCAAUGUGGAAACUGUCACCUACAAAAAUGUCAAGUUCAACGUGUGGGAUGUUGGAGGCCAGGAUAAGAUUCGUCCCCUGUGGCGACACUACUACACAGGCACCCAGGGGUUAAUUUUUGUGGUGGAUUGCGCGGACAGGGAUCGGAUCGACGAGGCACGGCAGGAACUCCACCGCAUCAUUAAUGACCGGGAGAUGAGGGAUGCCAUCAUCUUGAUAUUCGCCAAUAAGCAAGACCUUCCGGAUGCCAUGAAGCCACAUGAAAUCCAAGAGAAGCUCGGAUUGACCCGCAUCAGAGAUAGGAAUUGGUAUGUUCAGCCCUCCUGUGCGACCACAGGUGAUGGACUGUAUGAGGGCUUGACAUGGCUAACCUCAAAUUACAAAUCUUAAUGAUUGAGUGCUGACUGUUUUAGGUCAAAACUGUAAUAAAGUUGCAAGUAACAAAUAACUUCUCGAAAUGAGUAUGGUUAAGAAAUUUGAUUAUCUCCCAUUUAUUUUUAAUACUACGUUUACCCCAUGACUAAUUUAUCUUUAACUGGGUUUGCCGGCUUAAAGUUUGCUUGUACUCUGUAGCAGGCCUAUAUCACAUUCAUUAUAUUGGGGCUUCCUUGAUGAAUAUUGAAUUAAUUGAUUCUAAGGUUAAAGCCACAGAGAUCACCGCCUUUGCCUGUUCUUUUUCCUGUUUUAUAUAAUUUUUCUAAUGAAGCUGAAGUUUUUAUCUUCAUUCUUGGACUGAAGCUUGUUUCAAGGUUCUUCUGUCUCUGUUGCGUUGAGCUUGGAUCUUUUUUUCUUCUGAGGAGAGCUCUUCAAUGUCAUGUAGCCCACUUGAAGGACUUUGACAUUUGUUUUAACACAGUACUGUGAUGAAAAGUAUUCAUUCUCAAUGGUGUUGAGAAAGGGGAGGAAAAAAAGCAAGGAAAAAAUAUCACCAAUGCUUACAUUUCAUUGUCACCAGUCUGGGCAUCAGCUAAAAGAUUACUUCAGACAUGUUUUGUUACCCCACCCAGUACCCUUAUGUGGGCUAUAUAGUUAACUGAUUGACCUUUUGUGUCAUGUCUUGAUACCUGAUUGUGCUGAAUAUUCAACAAAUAGGCCUCCAGUAACUCUUAAACAUGCUUGUCGGGAUGCAUUUUUAAUUUUGGGUAAUACGUAGUCAGUUGACUCAAUCUUUCCAAAGGAAUGUCAUUCAGCUCUGUGCUCUCAAUCUGAUACCACAGUUGAUUAGUCUCAGUAUUGGGACAUUAUAUGAUAGCCUAUAUCUGUAGCAUGAGUACGAAAGUACAUUAACCCUACAUCAGAGUCCAUCUGUCGUGCAGUCAGAGGGAGCUGUUUACAGGUGAAAUGUUGAACGACACCCUGUGGUGCAGCUCUUACUCCUAUUUUGACUGGGGGAACCAUGUACAGAACAAUGUCAUUGUAAUGUCUUAUUAAAAAAGUGAUUUUAAA
This is a messenger RNA of Acanthochromis polyacanthus (spiny chromis), 2388 nucleotides long. It is a transcript of the gene arf6b, whose product is annotated as ADP-ribosylation factor 6b. The record is from RefSeq and is a predicted model, not a curated record. Gene Ontology annotation, molecular function: GTPase activity; GTP binding. The transcript is spliced from 2 exons. Lineage: Eukaryota; Metazoa; Chordata; Actinopteri; Pomacentridae. Bases 805 to 1332 code for a protein of 175 amino acids. Gene Ontology annotation, cellular component: cytoplasm. Gene Ontology annotation, biological process: intracellular protein transport; vesicle-mediated transport.